This is a messenger RNA of Oryza brachyantha (malo sina), 852 nucleotides long. RefSeq names its product transmembrane protein 230. The transcript has 3 exons. NCBI's taxonomy places the organism in Eukaryota, Viridiplantae, Streptophyta, Magnoliopsida, Poales, Poaceae. The record is from RefSeq and is a predicted model, not a curated record. The coding region runs from base 157 to 468 and encodes 103 amino acids. Gene Ontology annotation, cellular component: endomembrane system.
CUUGUUUUCUCGCCUCGCCUCCUUUGCUUGCACCCGCAUCCACCUCUCCCCUUUUCCCCUCUCGCGAUCCAAAUCCAGGCGGAGGCCGGCCGGCGACGAGGACUGCUGCUGCUAGGUAGUAGGCCGGGUCCGGCGACCGGAGGGGGAGACGGGGACAUGGCGUACGUGGACCACGCCUUCUCCAUCUCCGACGAGGACGACCUCGUCGGCGGCGCCGUGGGCGGGCCCCGCGGAGCGCCCGUCAAGGAGAUCGCCUUCGCCGCCGCGCUCCUCGCGUUCGGGGCGCUCGGCGCCGUCGGGGGGGUCCUCAUGGCCGCCAACCGCGUCGGCGGCGACCGCGCGCACGGAAUCUUCUUCAUGAUUUUGGGUAUUGUGAUGUUCAUCCCUGGGUUCUACUACACAAGAAUUGCCUACUAUGCUUACAAAGGAUACAAGGGCUUCUCGUUUUCAAACAUCCCACCGAUCUAGACAACACGAAGAGAGCACUAUUUCCACUAAUCACUGCACAGAAAUGCAAAAACAGAAGAGAGGGGCAGCCCAGACAUGAGAGGACCACCACGCACAGCAACGAUUUGCUGAUUGAAAGCUCCCUAACUAUGUGUCUGUGCGGAUCAGGAACCAUAUCCUGCACAGAUUACUCGUUCAUAUCUUCUUUUUUAUCCUGCACAGAUUACUGUGUUUUUUCAUCCUGCACAGAUUACUCGUUCAUAUCUUCUUUUUUAUCCUGCACAGAUUACUGUGUUUUUUCUUCUAUGUGUGUGAUUAUCCUGCACAUUUAGCCAAUUUUGGAAAGCUUUUUAAAGUGCUUUACUAAAUAAAGUUCUCUUUCGGCCAUUGAGCAAGAGCAAGUAU